UGACGCGAGGUUCACCCUUCGUGUGGCACCGGCUUCAUAACCCGCUUGCGGUUGUUUUUUUUUAAUGGACGACGAGGUAAACAUAAUAAUCGAACGUUACGCAUCCGUGGGUUAGGAAAAAGGAUAUCAUAUUUCACCCCGCGAAUCUGCCGCUUCUGCUUCGGUCGUCACCAUGGAGUGCUGAAAGGCAGCGAGUGUCCGCAGUCACCGUGAAUAUGCAACAUGAUGUCGUGGUUCCCGGUAGCAGCGGUGUCGUUCUAGCUCCGAGCUUGGUGAUGGACGUAAGCGGUGCUGCUGGUAGCAGUGGCGAUCGUGAACCGGAAGCUGUGGGUCGCGGCUUUCGACACAGGAAAACCCGCCUCGAUCCUAUGUGUUGCCCGAUCUGCGGAAUUACGCUGCGGCCGCAAGAGAUUGAUCAGCAUUUUGCGGUCGAAGUUGAUCGGCUAGAGCGUAUCCUGAAGCCAAAGAGGCACCUCGGCGGCGGCAGUAGUGACGGUGGCAGCGGAGUUGCGGGCCCGAGUAGCAGCACAGCUGGUAGUGGCGGUAGCAACGGUAAUGUAGAAACUCGUAGUCACAGUUCUAAUGGCCAUGACGAACAACGAGGUAGCGUUGUUGCACCCGACGAGUGUUGGGGAACGUACCAGAAGAUCAAAAACAAUAGGCAGGCACGUUUGAAGCUGAAAUCGCGAAAGCGAAAGCCGGAAGAUAAUGUCUGUCCGAUCUGCAACAAGGUAACACUGGAGGACAUAACGCUGCACGUGGAGAGCUGCUUACGGAAAUCGGAGGGCCAGCGUAACGGCAUCGAGGAUGCGGAUGACGAUGAUGACGAUGACGACGAUGCGUCGAUCGAUGUCGAAGAAGUGACGUACGAAACGUACGAAUGGGCUGGCCAGAAGCGUAUUCGUUCAACCACGCUACUUUCACCGACAGCAUUGGCCGGAGUGGCGAUGCGAGUUACCAAUGCGGACGAUACAGACGACGAGCUGAACGUGGAUGGAGACGAGAGUCAGGUGUACGGUCCACCGCAGUACUCGGAACGGGACGUGAUCGUUUCAUCAGACGGUUCGGCUUCCGGUGCGCUCCGUCAGCUGGUGAUGGCCAACGAGCCGCACACUAUCAAGCCACUGAAUAGCCCGGGUGAGGGUACUAGCAAACUUCCGGCAGGCGGUGUCACUGGUGGUUGCUACGGGAAGCUUGAUGAGGCUGUGCUGCUGAGCGAAUCAACGAGCGCCGGUGCAUCGGAACGGACGAUCGUCGAAUCACUGAAGGCGAAGGUUCGCGAGUACGAGGGCUACAUACGCAACCGGCCAAAAUGUUUGAUCUGCAUGGAUGAUUUCCGCAAACCGGUCGUGUCCGUUUGUUGCUGGCACGUGUACUGUGAGGAGUGCUGGUUGCAUACGCUCGGUGCACGGAAGCUGUGUCCUCAGUGUAGCAUGAUCACAUCGCCAACGGACUUGCGACGCAUCUAUCUCUAAUCACUUAACUCAACCGUAAUUCAAUAGCGAACGAUAACGACAAUAAGCCAUUAAUGUGCAUCAUCACCAGACCUGUAGCCAGUUAUUGAAGGCUGCCGCCUGACCGCGUGAAACACACGCGGCAUGCCCUCCAUGAAGCCGUAGGCCGCGGUAGUGAUUUUUAACAAUAACUAAACGAACUAAGACAUAAGAGACGAGGUGUGGCUAACGUCGAGACUGCAUGGGGCAUGACAACACGGGCCAGAGCUCAGUAGGUGGCUAACCUCCGUUACCAUCAGUCUCUGCAGCGAAUUUAACCACCAUUCCGAUUAGAAUAAGACUUUCUUUCACUCAUAUUGUUUGUGUAUUUACAAUAACGAAGAAGAUAAUACAAUAUUAUGCUCGUACUA
Messenger RNA from Anopheles darlingi, 1864 nucleotides. RefSeq names its product E3 ubiquitin-protein ligase Rnf220 (gene RNF220). Bases 216 to 1475 code for a protein of 419 amino acids. The record is from RefSeq and is a predicted model, not a curated record. Gene Ontology annotation, biological process: protein ubiquitination. The transcript is spliced from 2 exons. Gene Ontology annotation, molecular function: ubiquitin protein ligase activity; metal ion binding. NCBI's taxonomy places the organism in Eukaryota, Metazoa, Arthropoda, Insecta, Diptera, Culicidae.